Molecule: messenger RNA, 1734 nt
Organism: Ilyonectria robusta
Lineage: Eukaryota; Fungi; Ascomycota; Sordariomycetes; Hypocreales; Nectriaceae
Product: Tannase/feruloyl esterase
Exons: 1
Coding region: 1-1734 (577 amino acids)
Source: RefSeq, a predicted model, not a curated record
AUGCCUUCAAAGGCCUGGGUUGCUUUGACGGUUGCCGCCUUGUCGAGUGCCGCGCACACCGCUUCCUUAUCCAAUAUCUGCACCAAGUCGUAUGCACAGUCGGCGCUCCCUGCUGAUGAUUUCAACCUCGGUAUCACCAUCGAUUCAUCAUCAGUGGAGACGAACCUGGUUGCCAAUGCGUCCUUCAGCUCCGUUUGGUAUCCGACCAGUAGCUUCGACUACUGCAACGUCACCUUCGCCUACUCGCAUAAUGGCAUUGCCGGAGAUAUUGUCCACGUUACUUAUUGGCUACCUGCACCAAGCCAGUUUCAGAACCGCUAUGUAUCUACCGGUGGUGGCGGUCUCGCUAUUCAGUCAGGCACCUCGAGCAUCCCGACGGGCGUCAUCGUUGGCGCUGUUUCGGGCCUGACUGACGGCGGAUUCGGCUCGUUCGACACAGACUGGGACGCCGUCUUCCUCUUGGCCAAUAACACCAUCAAUUGGCAGUCUGUGUAUAUGUUUGGCUAUCAGGCCCACCAUGAACUCGCCCUCCUAGGCAAGCAGUUCGCUAGGAACCUCUACAACGUCUCCGAUGGCUCCAAGGUCUACUCUUAUUACCAGGGCUGCUCUGAGGGCGGUCGCGAGGGCUGGAGCCAAGUCCAGCGGUUCGCUGAUCAGUUUGAUGGUGCUGCCAUCGGUGCUCCAGCCUUCCGUUAUGGCCAGCAACAGGUCAACCAUCUCACAGGAAAUGUUAUUGAGCAGACAAUGGAUUAUUUCCCUCCCAGUUGUGAACUGGACAAAAUUUUGAACUUGACUAUUGCCGCUUGCGAUCCCCUCGAUGGCAAGGCCGACGGUGUAAUCUCGCGGUCAGAUCUCUGCAAGCUGAAAUUCGACCUUAACAGCACCAUCGGCCAAUCUUACUCGUGCGAUGCCAGCACUGCGAGCGGCCUCAACAAACGCCAGUUUAUGAGCGCACCAACCCCAGCACAAGAAGGAACCGUCAGCGCCGAGGGAGUGGCCGUCGUUGGCGCGUUCCUAGACGGUUUGCAUGACUCCAAGGGUCGCCAGGUAUACCUCAACUAUCAACCUGGCUCAGCCUUCAGUGAUGCCGCUGCGGCCUACGAUGAUGACACAGAUACUUGGGGCUUGUCUAUCAGUGGCCUUGGCGGCGAGUGGGUUGCUCGCUUCCUUCAGCUCCAGGACGUCUCCACGCUCAGCAACCUCGACAAUGUCACCUAUGAUACGCUCAAAGAGUGGAUGAUUUAUGGCAUGAACAAGUAUGGUGAUUCUCUGCAGACCACGUGGCCUGACCUCACCGACUUCCAGGCUGCUGGUGGAAAGGUGAUCCAUGUUCAUGGUGAAUCAGACGACUCGAUCCCGGCAGGCUCCUCUGUCCAUUACUACGAAUCCGUUCGAAGUACUAUGUUCUCUGAUCUGGGCUACAAUGAGAGUGUUGCGGCCGUUGAUGACUUUUACCGCCUGUAUCUUGUCCCUGGCGGCGCGCAUUGCAGCACAAACACCCACCAACCAGGCGGUCCUUGGCCCCAGACAACCUUGCAGACCGUCAUUGAGUGGGUUGAGAAUGGAGUUGCGCCGGCAACGCUCAGUGCUACAGGCAACAUUGAUUCGAUCUGCCGCUGGCCACUGCGUCCGCUAUGGUCCAAUAACGGCACCUCGUUUGACUGCGUCUACGACCAGGAGUCUAUCAACACCUGGAUGUAUGACUUUGAUGCCUACAACGUGCCCAUUUACUAG